UCGGUCGGGCCGCGCGGGCGGCUCCGCGCGUGGCCCGGCGCUCGCGAGCUCGCCCCCUCGCUGCGGGCCCGGCCCGCCCGCUGCCGCCGCCUCCUCCCCCGGGGCGGCGCGGCGCCGGCGGGCGGCGGCGCGGAGGCCGGACCGGGCGGCGGCCCAGGCGGCGCGGGGGGCGCGGCGGCCAAGGCGGGCGGCGCGGGCGACAUGACGGACAACAUCCCGCUGCAGCCGGUGCGCCAGAAGAAGCGGAUGGACAGCAGGCCCCGCGCCGGGUGCUGUGAAUGGCUGAGAUGCUGUGGCAGAGGGGAGCCCAGGCCCCGCACAGUCUGGUUGGGGCAUCCGGAGAAGAGGGACCAGAGGUACCCCCGAAAUGUCAUCAACAAUCAGAAAUACAACUUCUUCACUUUUCUUCCUGGGGUGCUGUUUAACCAGUUCAAAUACUUCUUCAACCUCUAUUUCUUACUGCUCGCCUGCUCCCAGUUUGUUCCUGAGAUGAGACUUGGAGCACUCUAUACCUACUGGGUCCCUCUGGGCUUCGUGCUGGCUGUCACCAUCAUCCGAGAGGCAGUGGAGGAGAUCCGAUGCUACCUGCGGGACAAGGAAGUCAACUCCCAGGUCUACAGCCGGCUCACGGCGAGAGGGACAGUGAAGGUGAAGAGCUCCAACAUCCAAGUUGGCGAUCUCAUCAUUGUGGAAAAGAACCAGCGGGUCCCUGCUGAUAUGAUCUUCCUGAGGACAUCGGAAAAAAACGGGUCCUGCUUCCUGCGGACGGACCAGCUGGACGGGGAGACAGACUGGAAGCUUCGGCUCCCCGUGGCCUGCACGCAGAGGCUCCCCACUGCCGCCGAUCUUCUUCAGAUUCGAUCAUAUGUCUACGCAGAAGAGCCGAACAUUGACAUUCACAACUUUGUGGGAACUUUUACCAGAGAGGACAGCGACCCUCCGAUCAGCGAGAGCCUGAGCAUAGAGAAUGCGCUCUGGGCCGGCACCGUCAUCGCUUCAGGUACCGUUGUGGGUGUUGUUCUUUACACGGGCAGAGAACUCCGGAGUGUCAUGAACACCUCGAAUCCCCGAAGCAAGAUUGGCCUGUUUGACCUGGAAGUGAACUGCCUCACGAAGAUCCUGUUCGGCGCGUUGGUGGUGGUGUCGCUGGUCAUGGUUGCCCUGCAGCACUUUGCCGGUCGCUGGUACCUGCAGAUCAUCCGCUUCCUCCUCUUGUUUUCCAACAUCAUUCCCAUCAGUUUGCGUGUCAACCUGGACAUGGGCAAGAUCGUGUACAGCUGGGUGAUCCGAAGGGAUUCGAAAAUCCCCGGGACCGUGGUUCGUUCCAGCACGAUUCCUGAGCAGCUGGGGAGGAUUUCAUACUUACUCACGGACAAGACAGGAACUCUUACCCAGAAUGAGAUGGUUUUCAAACGGCUCCAUCUAGGCACAGUGGCCUAUGGCCUCGACUCAAUGGAUGAAGUUCAAAGCCACAUAUUUAGUAUUUACACCCAGCAAUCCCAGGACCCGCCUGCUCAGAAGGGCCCCACACUCACCACCAAGGUCCGGCGGACCAUGAGCAGCCGUGUACACGAAGCGGUGAAGGCCAUCGCGCUCUGCCACAACGUGACCCCCGUGUACGAGUCCAACGGUGUGACCGACCAGGCCGAGGCCGAGAAGCAGUACGAGGACUCCUGCCGCGUGUACCAGGCGUCCAGCCCGGACGAGGUGGCCCUGGUACAGUGGACUGAAAGUGUGGGCCUAACCCUGGUGGGCCGAGACCAGUCUUCCAUGCAGCUGAGGACCCCUGGCGAUCAGAUCCUGAACUUCACCAUCUUGCAGAUCUUCCCUUUCACCUACGAGAGCAAGCGCAUGGGCAUCAUCGUGAGGGAUGAAUCAACUGGGGAAAUUACAUUUUACAUGAAAGGAGCGGACGUGGUCAUGGCUGGCAUUGUGCAGUACAACGACUGGCUGGAGGAAGAGUGUGGAAACAUGGCCCGAGAAGGGCUACGGGUGCUUGUGGUGGCGAAGAAGUCUCUAGCAGAGGAGCAGUAUCAAGACUUUGAAGCCCGCUACGUCCAGGCCAAGCUGAGCGUGCACGACCGCUCCCUCAAAGUGGCCACCGUGAUCGAGAGCCUGGAGAUGGAGAUGGAGCUGCUGUGCCUGACGGGGGUGGAAGACCAGCUCCAGGCCGACGUGAGGCCCACCCUGGAGACCCUGAGGAACGCCGGCAUCAAGGUGUGGAUGCUGACGGGGGACAAGCUGGAGACGGCUACAUGCACAGCGAAGAACGCACAUCUGGUGACCAGAAACCAAGACAUCCACAUUUUCCGGCUGGUGACCAACCGCGGCGAGGCCCACCUCGAGCUGAACGCCUUCCGCAGGAAGCACGACUGCGCCCUGGUCAUCUCGGGAGACUCCCUGGAGGUCUGCCUCAAGUACUACGAGUACGAGUUCAUGGAGCUGGCCUGCCAGUGCCCGGCUGUGGUCUGCUGCCGCUGCGCGCCCACGCAGAAGGCCCAGAUCGUGCGCCUGCUGCAGGAGCGCACGGGCAAGCUCACCUGCGCCGUAGGUGACGGGGGCAAUGACGUCAGCAUGAUUCAGGAGUCGGACUGCGGCGUGGGCGUCGAGGGAAAGGAAGGAAAGCAGGCGUCGCUGGCUGCAGACUUCUCCAUCACUCAGUUCAAGCACCUCGGCCGGUUGCUCAUGGUGCAUGGCCGGAACAGCUACAAGCGCUCGGCGGCCCUCAGCCAGUUUGUGAUCCACAGGAGCCUCUGUAUCAGCACCAUGCAGGCUGUCUUUUCCUCCGUGUUUUACUUUGCCUCGGUUCCUCUCUAUCAAGGAUUCCUCAUCAUUGGGUACUCCACCAUCUACACCAUGUUUCCCGUAUUUUCUCUGGUCCUGGACAAGGAUGUCAAGUCAGAAGUUGCCAUGCUGUACCCCGAGCUCUACAAGGAUCUCCUCAAGGGACGACCAUUGUCCUACAAGACAUUCUUAAUAUGGGUUUUGAUUAGCAUCUAUCAAGGGAGUACCAUCAUGUAUGGGGCGCUGCUGCUGUUUGAGUCAGAAUUCGUGCACAUCGUGGCGAUUUCUUUCACGUCGCUGAUCCUCACCGAGCUGCUGAUGGUGGCCCUAACCAUCCAGACCUGGCACUGGCUCAUGACGGUGGCCCAGCUGCUCAGCCUGGCCUGCUACAUCGCCUCCCUGGUGUUCCUGCACGAAUUCAUCGAUGUGUACUUCAUCGCCACGUUGUCGUUCUUGUGGAAAGUCUCCGUCAUCACGCUGGUCAGCUGUCUGCCCCUCUACGUCCUCAAGUACCUGCGCAGGCGGUUCUCUCCUCCCAGCUACUCCAAGCUCACGUCCUAGGCUGCGUGCUCGGGGAGGGGCCCCGGUCUCCGCGCUUUCCUGAUGGACAGAGUUCACGUUCCGUUUCUGUUCACCGCCACCUGUGGAUUUUGCAGUCAUUGCUAACACGUGCAGUUGUGACGUGACUCGGCUCUGCUUCAGCGGAGCCCUAACACUGAAUAAACAGGAGGAGGCUCCUAAAAGGUGCCCUCGCAGGCCUGUUGGAACCCCUGGUGAUUCCUGUUGGAGUGACUGUGACUAUGUUGAGAUGGUGGCUCAGCGAGAGAGUUAUAGGGUCACUGUGCAAGCUUCCUUAUGACUUGAAUUUCGUUGUCGUGUGAUAAAAAUUUCUGUCUAGUUGAAGAUUGUAGAAGGGUUUUUUUUUUAUGUUUUUUGUUUUAAAACAAUCCUAAUGUGUGUAUACUCUUUAUGUCUUUCUUGCUCUUAAAGACUGGUUUCAGAGAAAUGUAUAGCUCUUGGUAUAGGUUUGGGGCAAAAGACAGUGACGUGGUAAAAAGUUAUCCAAACAAGAGUCUCGAUUUGGAAACGCUCAAUAUCCUAUCUCAGAUGGCCCUGCUCAUUGAAGCUGCGCUGGCUUCCCGGGAUUGCAGCAAGCAGAUGAGAGGAGGUGGGGAGAGAGGGCCAUAAAUCGAACAUGGUAUCCUGGGUCUGAUCCAGCACCUUCGGCCUCGGCGUUCCCUUCACCUGCCACCUCAUAAAAGAAUGUCAAAGGUGUUAUCCUGCUUUGCUGGGACCUGAUAACAACUAUAACGCCCGUGGCUCUCUGAGGACACCCUCAGACAUUUUCAGCAGAGUUGUUUUAGCAGGAAACGUGCCACUGAAUGGCCCCUAAACAUGUCAACACUGAGAUAAGAGACUCAACUAAUUCUUCAGACAACAUAGCACAUGUGGCUCAGGCCCUCCAAGUCCAGAGUGGAAAGGUCACAGACGGGGCUCAUUGCUUCCACAGCAAUCUGUUUUCUGUUAGGAGGAAUUAUGGAGGACAAAAUGACCAAGGCAGAGGCAUCUUAGUGUAUUGCUACUCGUCGGUGGCAGCUUCAAGCCAGGAGCCCGGUGGGAGGAGACCCAGGCAUCAGCUUUGGGGUCUGGGCUCCAUUCUGCUGCCUGCGGAUUUCAGGGGGAGCUUGCUGAAAGGCAGCCAAUUGUGGAGAUGGAGUACAUGUGUGUGUUUUUUUAUGAAGCCGUGGCUUCUCGUUUCAGAGGAAGCAGGGAGUAUGCAAGCACUGGACGUGGCAGGGCAAGGCAUUCUUGGGUUUUCAAGUCAGUUCUUGCAGGAGCCACAUGUGUGCGCCAUACGGUUCAGUGGGUGGAUCUUCGAGAGCUGACUGUGUUUGAUAUCUUAGGUUUGUGAUUAAUUCUUGAUGAGUACAUACUCCUCAGCCCUUCAGCAUGAUUCUUCUUCACGAGCUGCAGAGAUUAAGUUCCAGCCUGGUUGCUGACGCCCACUGCUCUAGGGUCAACCAGUUCCCUGCGAGUUGGGGACGUGAGGAGCAGACGGUCCCUUGCCUUGGGAGCACUCUUGAUAUGCUCAGAUAUUUACGUUGCCCUUUUAAAACUUGAUAGAAUGAAGUAAGUUGCAGGCACUAGUACAUUGGCUAUUGACAUCACUUCUAUUGUUUUAAGAUUCUGCACUUUUGCAGUAUUUUUCCCUUUCUGUUCCAGGCGUUUCUGCCAUACAGAAAAUAAAUGUUGCAUUGAAUGAAUGGUUGUUUAGGACUAGGGUCUUUGUCCAAGACUUUCAUAAAGGGUGAGCAGGUCUGACUUCUUCCCCGAGUGGGUAGAUGUGGUUUCAGAGGUGGCCGGGGAGAAAGUUGUGCUCAGUGUUUUUGCACCCCAGUCUGUCUGGGAAGUCAGACUGUAAAACUGGAAGUCUAAAGGUAAUUCCACUCUGAGUUUGCAAAGCCCGAACCUGGCCUUGUCCGCAGACAGGUGAUGGCCCCUGCAGGUAGGUCUCGUGGAAUCCUCGUUGGGAAGUUUUCUCUGUUUCCAGCAGAUACAGGCAGUGCAUCUGGUCUCUUUGGUCUUCUCCUUAAUUCCCAAUUUUGAUGGAGGGGCGUGAGUUGCCUUUUCAAGUCAACGCCUAAGAUGCUGCUUGGCAUCUUCAAGGGAGAAAGGUUCUCAGAGGUGCUGGCGAAGCCAUCCCUGGACAUCGAAGGUGCUCGUCAGUGCUGUCAACGGACCUCCUUGUUCUGUUGACCACACUCUGGUGGAGGCGGUCAAGGGCGAGAGGGACAGAGAGGCGGCUGGAGACCACCCCGUAGAACCACCCUGUCGGUGGGCAGCCUGCUCACACCCCCCGCUGGGGUCCCCGAGGGGCAGGAA
Messenger RNA from Diceros bicornis minor, 5667 nucleotides. RefSeq names its product ATPase phospholipid transporting 9A (putative) (gene ATP9A). The transcript is spliced from 28 exons. Bases 202 to 3345 code for a protein of 1047 amino acids. NCBI's taxonomy places the organism in Eukaryota, Metazoa, Chordata, Mammalia, Perissodactyla, Rhinocerotidae. Gene Ontology annotation, cellular component: endosome; plasma membrane; trans-Golgi network. Gene Ontology annotation, biological process: endocytosis; retrograde vesicle-mediated transport, Golgi to endoplasmic reticulum; phospholipid translocation. Gene Ontology annotation, molecular function: ATP binding; ATPase-coupled intramembrane lipid carrier activity; magnesium ion binding. The record is from RefSeq and is a predicted model, not a curated record.